UUUACCUCAGGCACCAUGGUUGCAACGGUUGGACUCUUCGUUCUUUUCAUUUUGGGCACUAGCUGGGCAUGUGAUGCCAGAGAAUUAACGACAACCGAACUCUCUAGUAGAGAAACGGUGAUAUCUGAUGUUUCAGUGUUGCAGAUAAAUCACCAGGAAUCAGAAGGCAUAAUUAAAGCUUCAGAAGAAGUUGGAAGGAAUGAAAAUGUGUGCACGCUGUGUGAAGAGUUUGCUACCAAGGCAAUUGAGUACCUCGAGGACAACAAGACUCAGACGGAGAUCAUUGAUAUCUUUCACAACACCUGUGCUCGGCUGAUCCCUUUUGAGAAAAAGGUAGUAACUGACAUAAAUGCCAUUGGAUUUUAAUAAACUUGUUUGUUC
Messenger RNA from Camellia sinensis, 381 nucleotides. The record is from RefSeq and is a predicted model, not a curated record. Lineage: Eukaryota; Viridiplantae; Streptophyta; Magnoliopsida; Ericales; Theaceae.